Messenger RNA from Siniperca chuatsi (mandarin fish), 4169 nucleotides. RefSeq names its product chemokine-like receptor 1. NCBI's taxonomy places the organism in Eukaryota, Metazoa, Chordata, Actinopteri, Centrarchiformes, Sinipercidae. The transcript is spliced from 2 exons. Gene Ontology annotation, molecular function: G protein-coupled receptor activity; complement receptor activity. Gene Ontology annotation, biological process: inflammatory response; positive regulation of cytosolic calcium ion concentration; complement receptor mediated signaling pathway. The record is from RefSeq and is a predicted model, not a curated record. Bases 126 to 1268 code for a protein of 380 amino acids. Gene Ontology annotation, cellular component: plasma membrane.
CACAUAUGUAAGGAGUCAGGGAUCAGAACUCCACAUAUCCCACAGACUAGUCAGAUUUGUCCAGAGUUGCCUUUGCAGUGGACGCAUCCUCAUCGGACUGGCGCUUUGAGAAAGGUCUCAAGACAAUGAUGGAGCUAAUGACCGCUACCCCUUUCUAUCACAUCAGUACAACAGAUGUCACUGGAAGAAAUGACUCUUUGUAUGACGACGACGAUGAGUAUGACUAUAAGGAUGAGCAUGCUGAGCUGAGACAGUCUCUCAACAUCAUGUCUCUGAUUGUUUACUGCCUGGCCUUUGUUCUCGGUGUGCUCGGGAAUGGAGUGGUUAUCUGGGUGACCGGGUUCAAGAUGAAGAAAACAGUUAACACAGUUUGGUUCCUCAACCUUGCUGUGGCCGACUUCCUCUUCACAGCAUUCCUGCCCCUGAGUGUGACCUACACAGCUUUGGAUUUCCACUGGCCUUUCGGCAAGUUCAUGUGCAAACUGAACAGCACUAUAAGCUUUCUGAACAUGUUUGCCAGUGUUUAUAUUCUGAUGGUGAUCAGUGUGGACAGAUGUGUGUCUGUGGUGUGGCCCGUCUGGGCCCAGAACCACCGAAGUGUACGCAAGGCGUCCUGUGUGAGUCUGGGUGUUUGGGUACUGGCUCUGAUUCUCAGCACUCCAUACUUCAUCUUCAGGGACACUGGGCCAUCAUAUAACAAUGACGACAUCAUCAACUGCUUCAACAACUUCGCUUUUUCUGAUGAUUAUGAAACGGCGUCUGUGAAUCAGCUACGACAGUUUCGUCAUCAGGCCAUGACCAUCACCCGCUUCCUCCUGGGAUUUGUUGUCCCCUUCACUGUCAUUGUCUCCUGUUAUGCUGUUAUAAUCCAUCGUCUCAGAAGAAACCGCACCCUGGCCAGCCAGUCAAGUCGCCCCUUUAAGAUCAUCGCUGCUGUUAUCACCACUUUUUUCCUGUGCUGGGCUCCUUAUCACAUCAUGGCUCUAAUUGAGUUGGUAAAUCACAUGGCUACUCAUGCAAGUGAAACAUUAGAUCAUGUCACCACUAUCGGGAUCCCUAUAACCACCAGCCUGGCCUUUCUCAACAGUUGCUUGAACCCACUGCUGUAUGUGUUCAUGGGCCAAGAUUUCAAGGAUAAAGUCCGCAAAUCCAUCCUGAAUGUAUUGGAGAAUGCCUUCCAGGAGGAGGUUUCUCGCUCUUAUACUUACACAAACUCAAUGGUCACCAGUCGGAGCAAAGAAAAGUCUGUUUCUGAUGCCGAGGUAUAAGGCUAUCCAUGACAUGAAGAAACAAAUACUGUAACUAUACAUAGAAAAUGUAACUGUAUAUAACAAACUUUUUUGUGAGCUUUGUUGUUUUUUUAAUCAAGGACCCUCAGAGUGAUCUGUAUACGUUAUCUCAGGUCGAAACAAUUCACCUGUUACACUUUGAUUGAUAUGAGUUUUAUGAUUGGCUAAUUGAUCAGGUCUUGAAAAGAGUUCUGCCUCUUAACUUCACCUACAAUACUUUCAAUAUGGUAGAUCGAAUAGAUGGUAAUAUUGUACAAUAAGUUGUAGAUCCAUUUGUAAUGCAUUUGUGGGAUAAAUCAUUUUGAAACGAUGGAAAGAUGAAAUGUUUUUUUUGUUGAAAAGUGUAUUUAUAUAGCCCUCCUCCGAACCAGAGAAACAAAGUGCUAUCUAAGGGGAAAAAAGAAAGAAAUCAGAAAAAGUAUAACAUAACACACACAUAAAUUCCAAACAUGCAGACAAAUUUACCCACAUUGAAUAACCUGUAGAGCAAGUGGCUACAUUUAUCUUCGGAGUAACAAUGGUACUUCUUCUCUAUGCUCUUUGACUCACAGCAGUGCAUUCAGUCUGUACCAUACUAGACCUGGUGGAUAUGUGAUAUGUGGGUGCCAUCUUUUUGACAAGAGAAACCAGUCAUAAUUUCAAAAUAGGUAUUACAUUAGUUUAUGGUUGAAUAUGUGCACAAAACAAGCAACAAAAACAUUAGAUUUGUUUGACAAAGGGAACUGUGUGUUUUCCCUCUGUCACAUACUGUACACUCCAGAUGUUGAUAGUAUAUCUGUGCCUGUACGUUACAGCAAAGAAAACAAACAACAAAACAAGUUGUUUAUAGGCCAUAAUUGUCGACUGUAUUGACAAUUAAAAGGCUGGCACAUCAACUAAUAACAUAGUAAUAGAUUUUGCCACAUUGUGCCUUACUUGCCAUAGAAUAUAGUAGGCUGUAAACUAAUGUAUAGAAGAGAUUUAACUGAAUGUAGAAUAUACAGUGUGAAAUAGUGUCGCUGAGUCGCUGUACUAACAGGCUUAUUGCAAGUUAGUUUCCCAACUUCCUCCCUCACACCCAACUCAACCCAGCCGCUGAUCACGUUAUGUGUGCACUUGACAAAAUUUGGCACAUGACAGGGACCACACAGGCCAUCUUUGGGUACAUACAAAGUGAAAAUUAUGUGUCAAGUGCUAGGUUUAGUAUAGCUCAUUUCGUCUGUAUAGUAAUGUUUAUUAAAUAAAUCACCCUGAAAUGUUUAUUUCUCAUUCCACCUGCCAUGUGACUUUUGACUGCUACAUGUCCACUGCAUGCUUUGAUAAACAACUUGUUUACGUUUGUUAUUCAGCUACAGGGAAAGGCUAAUGUAAGCCUAAUAAAUAAAUAUUAUAGUAACUAUGAGAUUAUUAUGCUUACAGUAGCAGCUGCAUUGCAUACUUAGUUUAGUUGGACCUUUCAUCAUUGUUAGUUGUUUGUUUUGUUUUAAGAUUAUUUUUUGGCAUUUUAUGCCUUUAUUUGAAAGUGAUAGUCGAGAGAGACAGGAAGUGUGGGAAAAGAGAGUAGGGGAAUGACAUGCAGCAAACAGACCGGCCGGGAAUCGAAGCAGGGACUCACUGCUCAGCGCAUAUGCACCUAACCACUCGGCUAUACCCAUAAUCUGAGAACAUUAAUGAGCUGCAACAAAAGAUUACUUUCAUUGUUUUUGUUUUGUCCAACCAACAGCAAAACAAAAACAAACAUAUCCAGUUUGAUAUUAAAGAAGAAGAAGAAAAACAACCAAAUAUUCACAUUUUAGAAGCUAGAACCAGUGAAUCUUUGGCAUUGUAUCACAAAAAAAUAAGAUAAGAAAAAGAUCAACCGGUUAUCAAUUUUUGCCGAUCAACUAAUCCAAUUGAAAGAAUGGAAUGGCACACUUAUUCUAUGUACUGUAUGGCUUUGGUAUAUGUGGCAUAUUGUGAUAUAACAUGAACCUCUCUAUAAAAGCCUUAUUCUAAUGUAAACAAUGUCAGUGAUGAUUUGAUUGUUUUUUGUUGUUGUUUUUCAGCCCUAGUGGCCAACUCUACUAAGGGUUUAUAAAUGUCGAUAAUGAUGAUAACUGUUAUUGUGAUUCUUCUUGUUACCAUUAUUAAAAUAUUAUUCGGACUUGAUUGUUUUUCCACUCAGAAUGUACAUCUCAUAAUCACCACAUAACUUCACAAAACACUGAGCAGUCACUCUUUCUCUAGUAUUUAUACAGAAAGAGAGAUAUGUGUAGGUAUCUAUCACAUGCACAACUAAUCUGAUGUAACACCUACUACUUAUUUAUCAUGAUUAACAAGAAGCCAAUUACAGGAUGAACGUUUUAUACUCUUUAUUGUUAUUAUUAUGGACUUGGCCAGUAGAGAGAGCUGUUUGACAUAUCAGGUGCUUCUCAGAACAAGGAGUUUAAUGUCAUUUAAUCAUCUUUGUAAUGUGCUUUAUGAUGAUCCUGAGGAAGGCCACGAGGGUCCGACAGCAACAGCAAACUUCAAAGAGAAAACACACUGGAGCACACUGACUGAUUUGCAGCCUUUAAUAGUGCAAACAGUGCUACAAAUCUGUUUGCUUUAUUAAUGGCUGCAAAUCAUUUGGUAGCUUUUACAUCAUGUACCAUUAAUAUUAAUAUAUAUUAAUAUUGUUUAAUUUGUUCAUUUCAUUAGUGAAAUAGUUUGGAAAUGAAUUUAAAUUUAUGAUAACUUUAAAUGAAAUUCUAAUUGUACACUCUUUAUACGUGAAGAAAAAACACAUGAAAACAUUUAGAGCCCUCUGUAUCCUUUCACAACAUCAUUUUAAUGGUCUGUGCAAAGAAUUUUGUAAUGCUCUGUCAUUAUCAGUUUUAAGUUGUUGUUUGAUCUUAAAAUAAAGACAUUUGUGGACCAAUA